Acanthamoeba castellanii str. Neff is the source of this 1500-nucleotide messenger RNA. RefSeq names its product glucose6-phosphate dehydrogenase, C-terminal domain containing protein. The record is from RefSeq and is a predicted model, not a curated record. The transcript has 13 exons. Gene Ontology annotation, biological process: glucose metabolic process; pentose-phosphate shunt, oxidative branch. Bases 1 to 1500 code for a protein of 499 amino acids. Lineage: Eukaryota; Discosea; Longamoebia; Acanthamoebidae. Gene Ontology annotation, molecular function: glucose-6-phosphate dehydrogenase activity; NADP binding.
AUGAGCCAACACGAGCAGAAGGACGAAAAGAAGGCCAAGGGUGGUGGCGACGGCCACCUGAGCCUGGUGGUGCUGGGUGCGUCUGGGGACCUCGCCAAAAAGAUGGUGUUCCCCGCGCUCUUUGCACUCUACAAGCAGGACCUCCUGCCCAAGUCGCUCGUCGUCGUGGGCCACGCUCGCUCCGAGCUCGACGAUGCCGAGUUCAAGAAGAAGAUCAGCGAGAAGUUCAGCAUCGACGAAGACAACAAGGAUGCAGAGGAGAAGAAGCGAAAAGAGUUCCUGGACAGGUGCGUGUACCACCGGGGCAAGUACGACGAGGCCGAGUCGUUUGCCGAUCUCGACAAGCUGCUCCAGGAGUACGAGGAGAAGGCGGGCGACGGCGCCAACCGGUUGUUCUACCUCGCAAUCCCGCCCUCCGUCUACGCCGAUGCGGCCAAGGCCAUUCGCGAAAAGGGGCUGAGCAAGAAGGGCUGGAAUCGCUUCGUGCUGGAGAAGCCGUUCGGACGCGAUGCCGAGUCCUCGGCCGAGCUGAGCCGUAAGCUGAGCAAGCUUUUCGACGAGGAGGAGGUUUAUAGGAUCGAUCACUACCUCGGCAAGGAGAUGGUGCAGAACCUGCUCGUGCUUCGGUUUGCCAACGAGGUCUUCGAGCCCGUGUGGAACAAGGACCACAUCGCCAACGUGCGCAUCACCCUCGAGGAGGACUUUGGCGCGGAAGGCCGGGGCGGUUACUUCGACGAGAAAGAAGAGAGCGUAACACUCACACGCGGCGAUGAUGACACUCGGCUUCAGUUUGGAAUCAUCAGGGACGUCAUGCAGAACCACUUGAUCCAGGUGCUCGCCCUGGUGGCCAUGGAACCUCCCAAGUCGCUUGGCGCCUCCGACAUUCAGGAUGCCAAGACUAAGGUCCUGAAGAGCAUCGCGCCCAUCAAGCCUGACGACAUUCUCAUCGGCCAGUACACCGCCUCCGACGACCAAGGCGAGAAGAAGAAGGGCUACACCGACGACCCGUCCAUUCCCAACAAGCAUUCCCUCACCCCCACUUUCGCCGUGACCGAGCUCCGCGUUAACAACGACAGGUGGGAAGGCACGCCGUUCAUCAUCAAAAGCGGCAAGGCGCUCAACGACCACAAGUCAGCCGUCUACCUCAAGAUGCUCACCAAGAAGCCCGGGUUGACGGAGGAGCAAGCCCUGAUCGAGCUGGACCUGACGUACAAGUCGCGCUUUGCGGCUGAGGGCAAGGCGCCGCGGAUCCCGGGCGCGUACGAGCGCCUGGUGCUCGAUGUGAUCAAGGGCGACCACCGGCUUUUCGUGCGAGACGACGAGCUUGCUGCCGCGUGGGACAUCUUUACGCCAAUCUUGCAUCAUCUCGAAGACCAGAAGGUGGAGCCCAUCCCCUACGCCUACGGCUCGCGUGGACCUGCAGAGGCGGACGAGUUCAUCCGAGCGCGCGGCUUCCGACUGACGCCGGGCUACCAGUGGCCCAAGACUUCUGCCUUGUGA